UAACGUGAAAACGCUCUACUUUCAAUGAACCUCAAUGGAGACCUAAUAGGAACUCAGAAGAAUUUAGGCUUUUUAUUUCUUUUAAACAUUUACUAAGAUCUUUUUAAAUCAUCGCAAACUUUGUCUGAUAUUUUCAGACACUUUAUUGAAGUUGUAGAAGCAGUUUUGGAACAUAUUUAGAAGUUUCUCUACAGGUGUUUGAAUGAGGAAAUCGUCCCAGGCUAACGUUAUGUAGCAUGCUAAUCUCAGAGACCCACUUGUGAAGUCAGUUAUCAUUCAACACUCUGUUAUAAAUCCGACAGGAAGGUAUGACCGAGUACAAACUGGUGGUGGUCGGGGCAGGAGGCGUGGGGAAGAGCGCUCUCACCAUCCAGCUCAUCCAGAAUCACUUUGUGGACGAGUAUGAUCCAACCAUCGAGGACUCGUACAGAAAGCAGGUGGUGAUCGAUGGAGAGACCUGCCUGUUGGACAUCCUGGACACUGCAGGUCAGGAGGAGUACAGCGCCAUGAGAGACCAGUACAUGAGGACAGGCGAGGGCUUCCUCUGUGUGUUUGCUAUCAACAAUACCAAGUCCUUUGAGGAUGUUCACCUCUACAGAGAGCAGAUCAACAGGGUGAAGGACAGCGACAGUGUUCCCAUGGUGCUGGUGGGGAAUAAGAGCGACCUCGGCACUCGCACAGUGGAGACGCGACAGGCUCAGGAGCUGGCGCGAAGCUAUGGAGUGCCGUUUGUCGAGACGUCUGCCAAAACCAGACAGGGUGUGGAGGAAGCUUUCUAUUCACUAGUGCGGGAGAUCAGAAGAUACAAGGAGACCAACCGCAGCAACAAGAAGAGCAAGAAGAACACUCAGAGACGUUGCAUUAUACUAUAGCAAACCACACACACACACACACACACACACACACCAUGCAGCAGUAUCCCUCGCAGCACUUGUUUUCCUCUCCCCUCACACACUGCACCUCCUCGUCCUCUCUCUCAAUGGAGAUGUCGAGCACGGCGCUCCACAGAGGCAAAGAGAAAUCGAUUUUCACUGCUGUCACAGCAUCCCAACAUUCUCCAUUUUUACACUGUGCAGCGGCUGUGUUUCUAACACUGGGAAUUCACUGUCACGUUUUCACGACUAAACUUGAAACUGCAGGUAUUAGUUACAUGUUUUUAUUGAGUUUAACUUCAGAGCAAACUGUUUUUGAGUCUUUCCAAGAAUCUUUUAAUGAUAAUUCUUCUGAUCGUUCCUGCAGUCAGUGUUUUGACUGACUUUUUAGCUCCUGGUGUCUGCGUGAGAGUUCCAGGGUUCACUUUGGUGCGUCACUGCACUUUGCACUGUCACAUCAGCUGACCCGUUAAUCCAAAUCUGCACCGUUAUUCUCGGACACAACAUGUUUUGAAUGGUUCAAUCUGUGAUGAAUUAUGUGGUUAUUUGGCACAUGUCUGACCUUUAACAUGUAAACAUUGUCAUGUUGAAAUGGAUGCUUUUUUUACUCUCCCGGUAGGUGACCGGUGUUAAACAGAAGAGGAUUAGGGCCUCUGGGGAGGAAAAAAUGAAGGUGCAAUGUUUUCUUUUAUUCUGAGAUUAAAGUCAGAGUUUGAGAUUAAUUCAGAAUUCUGAGAUUAAAGAAAUUAAAGAUUCUGAGAUUAAAGUCAGAGUUCUGAGAAAGUUGGAAUUCUGAGAUUAAAGUCAGAGUCCUGAGAUUAAUUCAGAAUUCUGAGAAUAAAGAGAUUGAAAAUUCUGAGAUUAAAGUCAGAAUUUUGAGAUUAAAGUCAGAAUUCUAACAUUAAAGUCAGAGUUCUAAGAUUAAAGUAAGAGUUCUAAAAUUAAAGUCAGAGCUCUGAGAUUAAAGUCAGAAUUCUAAGAUUAAAUUCAGAGUUCUGAGAUUAAAGUCAACUCUAAGAUUAAAGUCAGAGUUCUGAGAUUAAAGUCAACUCUAAGAUUAAAGUCAGAGUUCUGAGAUUAAAGUCAGAGUUCUGAGAAAGUUGGAAUUCUGAGAUUUAAAUCAGAGUUCUGAGAUUAAAGUCAGAAUUCUAAGAUUAAAGUCAGAGUUCUGAGAUUAAAGUCAAAAUUCUGAAUUUUCUCAGAAAUCUCUUUAAUCUCAGAAUGAUUCGAUAUAUUGCACCUCAAACAUUUUUUCCAGUGGCCCUCAUCCUCUUCCGUAGGUGUCGUGUUUUUAAGUUUGGAAUUUUUUCUUCUCAAGCUUACAACACAUCAGCAAGAUCUUUUUUUUUUCCUCACUUUGACCAUAGAUACACACAAAAUGUGUAACAUGGUCACAUCAGAAACAGAACACGACUGUGGUGCACUUUAUUCACUCUUUAUGUUUAUUGUAGAUUUACUUCAGGUUAGUCAGUGCCAUUUUAAAACUAGACCCAGAUACUGUAUAUGAUUUUAUAUCCAGAGCUAUGAGGAGCUCAAAUAAUGUGUCCACCUGUUUGAAGAUGAAGCUGUUUUGGUAUUUUAAGUCUACUUUUAAUUCAGUUUAAUCCCAGUCCUAGGUUGUUUCCUAAACCACCUACUAUACUAGAAAUGCUGAUUUGGCCAAGUCCAGUAUGUAGUAUGUGAACAAGAGCAAAAUCUGCAGUAUGCCAAAACUCCCCGGCUUUCUCCUGAUUCAGGAAAAUGUCUCAUUAUGCAUCGGACCAGUCUGCCUCGUGUCCCACAAUGCACAGCGCUAAGCUUCCACUUAAUCUUUUUUUCCGUAUUUGACGGGGGGCACUCAGUUUUAAGGUGCUGUGAAAAUGAAUAAUUUCCACAUAAACCACUUCUUAACUUUUAAAUCAUAAGUGGACGCAUGGCCCAGCAUACUGCAAAACAGAUCCAACAGAACAGUCAUACUUCCUUCAAACUCAGUAUGUAGUGCGGACUGCAUUCAUAGGUGGUGUGUAGCCCGAAGUUUCGAAAACAGUCUUAGUGUUUCGGCUCUUAGUUCUACACCUCAAUGUACACACAUACUUCAUGUUAACCACACACAAGCUGAAAUCAGUGUUAGUUUUCAGCUACCAUGCUGGAUUAUAAGGAUAUUCAACAGUGCAUCAUUUUUAUAGCAGUGUUUUGAUUUUUUUUUAUCAACUGCCGUCAGCCUAAAUGUAAAAGAUUAUAAAAAGAAUCUAUUUUUGUAGCCUCACAAACAACAUUCCCUGAUUUUAAAGUAACUGGAGGAAGAAAAGAGUGGUUCAGGUGUUUUUAAAGUUCAGUGAGUUCACUGCCAACAAUCGAUGAAUCAAUCCAGGAGAGAGAACGACUUUGAUGAUAUUUUAAAUGACUCUUCGUCUGGACCUGAUGUAACUUUAAAAAGAAAACUGUAAAAUGCAAAACUUAAUCUGAUCCCAAUAAAUAUUUUACUGACAGAUGUGUCAUCUUAAA
Notolabrus celidotus (New Zealand spotty) is the source of this 3356-nucleotide messenger RNA. RefSeq lists its product as uncharacterized. Gene Ontology annotation, molecular function: GTP binding; GTPase activity; GDP binding. Gene Ontology annotation, biological process: Ras protein signal transduction. Gene Ontology annotation, cellular component: plasma membrane. The record is from RefSeq and is a predicted model, not a curated record. Bases 309 to 872 code for a protein of 187 amino acids. The transcript is spliced from 5 exons. Lineage: Eukaryota; Metazoa; Chordata; Actinopteri; Labriformes; Labridae.